GAGGGGCAAGCUCGGCUCAAGCUCGGCUCAUGCUCCGCUCAAAGAUCCCCCUGAAGGCGAGACGGGAUGAGUAUGAAGAACGCUGUCAGUUGAGAGCGAACUCGGCUCAAAAUUGGUGAAAUCUUUAGGAGCGAAACAAAAAGGGUUCUUCUUUCUUUUUUCAGGGAAGAUAUUCAUAAGAAUGAGCUCAUCCUGAUUUGUCCCGAGGAGCAUCGGAGAGUGAAACAGUGACAAGAGGAUAAUGAUUUGGCAUCAAAGCGAAAAUGAGCUGCAUCCGGGUUGACAUGUGACCCUGUUCAAAAUAAAAGGCUUAUUCGGGCUGCACGACCAGAAAAUAGUGACAAAUCUGUUCCGGAAGUGAUUCUUGGUAACCAUGAAGAAGCUUAUGAGUGUGGAUGGUGGCGGAGAUCAUAGCCCGGCCAAAGAGUCGACCUCAAGAGUGGAAAACAUGCAUGUGAACUCAUCGGUGGAUAACAACCGUGACGGACUGCCACCCUCGGGUCGAAAAUCGAGCCCGAAGAAUCAAAAGAAAUCCUCCUCGUCCAAGACGAGUCAAACUCAGAGCAAUUCAGUGGCCAAACUUGAAUUCAAGUGUGUGCAAAGUGAGACCACCAGUUAUGACAAAGUGACCAAUAAACAAAAGCAUCAUGACUUUCAAGGUUGGUUUCGAUUAGGACUGACGUGUUUGUGCAUUGUAUCUGCACUGUUCAGCAUCGUAUUGGCUCACAGACAAUUACGCUUGGAGAGUGAACUGGACAAUCUCAAAAAGCAACUCACAUCCCUGGAUAUUGACAAGUGGAAACUUGAGCUAUUAAGUCAAUUGUCAGAGGCAGUGCCCAUAGGUGCACAAAGAAUCAAAAGAUCUGCAGAUGGAUGCUCGUGUACAGGAUUGCCCGGACCCCCAGGUCCACCCGGCACAGAUGGAUACCCAGGGUUUCCUGGAUCCAUUGGCAAAAACGGUCCAAGGGGGCCUCGUGGUUAUCCUGGGCCGAAGGGAGAUGCGGGCAACACUUUGCCACAAUUCAUCCAAUCACGAUCAAGGCGAAGAUCCUCACUCACCAAGCUCUCUGGCGGAUAUGGUUAUGCGGAGGUGAUUGCCUUGAAAGGGGAGCCGGGACAACCGGGGCCCCCAGGACCCCAAGGACCUCUGGGUCUGCCCGGAUUUGAUGGAGCUCCUGGAGCCCUCGGGCCCAUGGGACCGCCUGGUCAGCCUGGUCCACCCGGUCUCCAUGGUUUGGAUGGACGACCUGGGCUCAAAGGGGAUAAAGGAGACGGAUUGGACAUGUCUAUGCAAUCGGAUUCAUCCAAAAUAUUCACCUUUGAUGCUAACAAACCUGUUCCGGGCCCACCCGGACCUCCGGGAGAACCUGGGCCUAAAGGAGAAAUCGGGUCGGUUUCAUUGUUCGAUCCAAAGAGCAACGCCCAUAUAGUCCAAGGACCGCCUGGACCAAAAGGGCCUAAAGGACCCAGAGGCAAGCGAGGGAAAAGAGGAAGGUCGGGUCGAGCCGCAAAUAUGGGUAAACCUGGACCUCAUGGUCCCAAGGGAGAGCCCGGGCAAGGAGGUCCAAUGGGUGUGAAAGGAGAAAAAGGAAGUCAAGGCCAUUUGGGAAAGAAUGGAGUCCCAGGCCCCAGAGGCCCACUUGGACCCAAAGGCGAUAAUGGAGAGAUGGGAGCCCAGGGCCCUCCAGGGCUUCCUGGGCAAAUUGGUGGAAAGGGUGAAAAGGGCGAGUACGGGGAAAUGGGAUCGCCAGGUCUCAUGGGUCCACCCGGCUUGCCUGGUCCUCCCGGAUAUCCUGGGCUCAAAGGUGACAAGGGUGACAAGGGAGAAUCCAAGUUAUCCAAGAAAAAACGAAGAAGACAAGGUAUCUACGGCCCAAUGGACGAUAGUGAAUACUCUACAGCACCAGGCCCACCCGGUCCACCGGGACCUGCCGGACAUGACGGCCCUCCCGGUCAAAAAGGGGAUCGUGGAAAUGAUGGCAUCAAAGGUGAAGUGGGGGACAAAGGAGAGAGAGGCGAAUUCGGACCCAUGGGUCUACCAGGCCCAGUCGGGGAAACAGGACCUCCUGGUAACAAUGGACCCCCCGGGUUACCAGGUCAAAUUGGACCCCAUGGACCCUUCGGACAGAAGGGUGAGCGAGGCGGUAUCGGACCGAUGGGUCUUAACGGUCACAAGGGCCAAAAAGGAGAUGAAGGCAAUCGAGGAAAACGAGGCCGGGUUGGUCCACCCGGCACCCCAGGGAAGGAUGGCCUGCCAGGAAUGGACGCUCCUUGUCCAUUGGGCCCAGACGGCCUUCCAUUACCUGGUUGUGGCUGGACCAAGAGGAAAGCGGCUCACGAAGACGACUUUAAAUUCAACUUGAACUGAUCAAAUGGAUCAGACUUCUGUAAACUUGGUGCCAUCCGUUGUACUUCCUCGUCCCCGUUUUCUACUCUAGUCUGCCUUGGGUGGCCGGCCCUUCAAUUCCUGUCUCACAGUUGAAGCUAGAUUUACAUUUCGGCCGUGAUGUUCGAGCAAUGAGCGCCCAACAUGAAAUGAUGACCCAAGGAAUGAAUGAAUGAAUGGAGGGACGAUAAUCAUGUGGCUCGCACCUCUGCGUUAGGGGAGCCGUCAGUCUUACGCCACAUCGAAAUCGAGUCCAUAAACCAUUCUGUGCAGCAAAUUAGCACUUUUGAAAUGUUUCUGUGUCGCUUUAGUCUGCCUACUAGUUGUUCAAAUAUUGAUCCUCUUUGCUCCAAGCACAAGAUCUUCAACGACCACGAGUGGUUUCGUACCUCCAAUUGGACAAUUUCCACGUCAUGCUCUUCCUCGAUAUGAGUGAAUCGUGGGCUUCCCGAACCAUUAUCAAGUGCGUGCAUAUACACAUACCACAACUCAUCAAUCAAUGUUAUCUUCUACCACGAUUUAGAACAUGACAAUUGUGCCAAAUUGUAACAAGCCUUUUAGCACUUCGUCCCAGGAUCUGAUCCUGUUGGAUGGCUGGGACAAGGUUAAUUGUCAACAUUCUUGACUGUUCUUUACUUACAGAAAUAUAUUUACAGUCUGUCUA
Tigriopus californicus is the source of this 3050-nucleotide messenger RNA. Its product is annotated as collagen alpha chain CG42342-like. The transcript has a single exon. NCBI's taxonomy places the organism in Eukaryota, Metazoa, Arthropoda, Copepoda, Harpacticoida, Harpacticidae. Bases 374 to 2368 code for a protein of 664 amino acids. The record is from RefSeq and is a predicted model, not a curated record.